AUGCAGUCGAAGAAAUCAUCAGAAACGCCAAUGCUGCCCUCUCGGCACAUGCUUGCCCGGGCACAUAUCCCUUCCAACCUGAGCAACCAAUCUGCCAUGGAGGCCUACCGCGCCUACCGUGACCGCGUCCGUCAGCCUUUCCUUCAGCGCUACGCCGUCUUGGGGUUCCUCAGCUCUGGCACCUACGGAAGAGUUUAUAGUGCCCGAGUUCGCAAGCAGCACGAAGAAGGCGGAAGCUGUGCAGACGGGAGAGACAAGAAGACCACCUCCGCUUCCUCCCGCACCGCCUCUGAAGAUCCACAAGAAGACCCGCUCACCAUGGUCGCACGCGCCGAAGAGACGGGCGAGGAGAUGUAUGCGAUCAAAAAGUUUAAGCCAGACAAAGAGACCGAGCAGCCAACGUACACGGGCAUUAGCCAGAGUGCGAUGCGAGAGAUUGCGCUAAACCGAGAGCUGCGGCACGAGAACAUUGUUCGUCUGCGCGAGGUGAUGCUCGAGGACAAGGCAAUCUAUAUGGUCUUCAGUUACGCCGACCAUGAUUUCCUUCAGUUGAUCCACCAUCACAGUACCGUCCUGCGUGUGCCCAUCCCGCUGUCGGUGCUCAAAUCGCUACUGUACCAGCUGCUCCAAGGCGUCGCGUACCUGCACGCCAACUGGGUGCUGCAUCGCGAUCUCAAGCCGGCCAACAUCCUCGUCACGUCGCACGGCCAAGUCAAGAUCGGCGACCUGGGCUUGGCACGCGUGUACAGUGCCCCGCUGCUACCGCUGUACAAUGCCGACAAGGUCGUCGUAACGAUUUGGUAUCGCGCGCCGGAGCUGCUCCUUGGCGCGCGACACUACACGCCCGCGAUCGACCUGUGGGCCGUCGGAUGCAUCUGGGGCGAGCUUCUCGCGCUGCGGCCGAUGUUCAAAGGCGAGGAGGCCAAGAUGGACCCCAAGACGAAGGCGGUGCCGUUCCAGACGGACCAGCUAACGCGCAUCGUCGAGAUCCUCGGCACGCCUACGCCAGAGCGCUGGCCCGGUAUCGGCACCAUGCCUGACUACAAGACUUGGUGGCCGCACCUCGGCCUCGACAACUAUGCCGAUCGCCUGCAGCCGUGGUACACGUCGCGCUCGCGCCCGCAGACAGGCAACCCGGCUGGCUUUGACUUGUUCGAGUGCCUCCUGACGUACGACCCGGCCAAGCGGCUCACCGCCGAAGAGGUGCUGCAUCAUCCGUGGUGGAAAGAGUCGCCUACGCCGACCCUGAAUGCAUUUGCGGAACUGCCGAGCUUGGGCUACACGUACCCUAGCCGUCGGAUGCUGCCGCUCAACACGGAUGGCGCGGACGCCUCAAUGGCUUUACGAGUGCCACCACACGCAAAAGCGCAAGAACAAGCCUCCAAACGACCGCCUUCGAUCCCACAAAAUUUAAUUGAUCACGCCAUGGGUCGAAACUUGACAGCACAGCAAGCCAGUGCCGCAGCGCUGAUGCUGGUCGCUGCAAAGCAGCAAGCGCAACAACAACAACAGCAACAACAGAAGCAAGCUGCGCCCACACAGCAAGCACCGCAACCACCAUCAGCCAGCACGAUGGAGCAUUCCAGCGGCGGUGCGGGGAGGUCGGGCAUUGUGGAAAACGCCAUGGCAAACGACCCGAGCAUGAUUCUCGCGUCGGCCGUCGCGAUGGAACUCGCAGCUGGCGUCAGAGACACGGGCGCAAGAGACGCUUCUGCCUCGCAGCGAGCAGCAGCGCAGGAUCUGGUCGCAUCCUCUCAGCUAACUGCGCAACUGCAGGCCACAACCGGCACGGCGAGCCUUGGCUUGCUCAACGCGAUCCCGCAGGGACCGUCUGCCCCACCGCCUGCGCCGAUUUCUGCCGCUCCGAGCGUCGGCAGCUCUGGCCCUCCGGCCGGAGCUAGCGAUGGAGGCGCCGGCGGAAGCGUUGGAGGUGGCAGAGGCACAUCGAGUGCCGGCAACGGUUCUGCUGCUGGACUCUGGAAGGGACCGUCAUCGAAUGAUAUGCGGUCCACAGCUACGAGCAACGCGAGCAUGCAGCGCAACAAGCGGCAGAAAAUAAAUUAA
This is a messenger RNA of Tilletiaria anomala UBC 951, 2064 nucleotides long. RefSeq names its product kinase-like protein. Gene Ontology annotation, biological process: protein phosphorylation. The record is from RefSeq and is a predicted model, not a curated record. NCBI's taxonomy places the organism in Eukaryota, Fungi, Basidiomycota, Exobasidiomycetes, Georgefischeriales, Tilletiariaceae. The transcript has 2 exons. Gene Ontology annotation, cellular component: nucleus; mediator complex. The coding region runs from base 1 to 2064 and encodes 687 amino acids. Gene Ontology annotation, molecular function: RNA polymerase II CTD heptapeptide repeat kinase activity; cyclin-dependent protein serine/threonine kinase activity; ATP binding.